Tympanuchus pallidicinctus (lesser prairie-chicken) is the source of this 896-nucleotide messenger RNA. It is a transcript of the gene RGS13, whose product is annotated as regulator of G protein signaling 13. Lineage: Eukaryota; Metazoa; Chordata; Aves; Galliformes; Phasianidae. The record is from RefSeq and is a predicted model, not a curated record. Bases 142 to 633 code for a protein of 163 amino acids. The transcript has 5 exons.
CGGAGAAUUCCACAAAAGUAGGAAAUGAGCAACAGUCACUGGCAGACCUGCAGGGCUGCUGGAGCACAAAGAGCCCAGCUGCAGUACCACGCUAAGGGAAGUUAAGAAGCUUCGAUAUCCUGUAGGAAAUCUACUGGGAAAAUGAGUCCAAAUGCUUGCUGGCUUUGCAUGACAUUCAGAGCAGAAGAAAAUGGGAUCAUUUCUAAAGUGUCUUUGGAUGAAGUGCUACAGUGGUCCCAGUCUUUUGAAAAACUGAUAAUGAGUAAAUAUGGACCUAUGAUCUACAAGACCUACUUGAAGACAGAGCACAGUGAUGAAAACAUAGAAUUCUGGCUUGCUUGUGAAGCUUAUAAGAAGAUCACAUCCCAAAGAAAAAGGAUUUAUGUGGCCAGGAAACUUUUUACAAAUUACAUUCAAUCCCAGGCUCCAAAAGAGAUUAACAUUGACAGCCCAGUGAAGAAAUCAAUUGUCAGGAACCUACAGGAACCAACAGAGUCCUGUUUUGAUGAAGCACAGCGAGUAGUGUACAUGCAUAUGGAAAGAGAUUCCUACCCUCGAUUUCUUGAGUCAAAGUUCUAUCAACAGCUCAAACACAGACUCCGAACUGAUAGCAAUAUUCCAUCAGUAUAUUAAAGAGAAGGGCUGAAAACCUCCUUCUCUAGCCAGCGUUUCUAAGACUUAAAGUAAACAACAACAACAAAAAAAUCACAGUACAUUAGUGUUAAUAAUCAUCUGUUACAUUGUUCUUCUGAUCUCAGAAUUGAUGAAGAACUACUUUCCCUCUUUUCCGAUGGAUGGGUUCCAAUUUUGUCUUUUUUUCCCCUCCCUUCUCCUCUCACCAAAACUCUGAAGUGAAAAAUAAAGUUUAUAGAUCUUCAGUCCAAAAAAAAAAACAA